This is a messenger RNA of Ochotona princeps (American pika), 1883 nucleotides long. It is a transcript of the gene ARC, whose product is annotated as activity regulated cytoskeleton associated protein. NCBI's taxonomy places the organism in Eukaryota, Metazoa, Chordata, Mammalia, Lagomorpha, Ochotonidae. The transcript has a single exon. Bases 343 to 1518 code for a protein of 391 amino acids. The record is from RefSeq and is a predicted model, not a curated record. Gene Ontology annotation, biological process: positive regulation of AMPA receptor activity; modulation of chemical synaptic transmission. Gene Ontology annotation, molecular function: mRNA binding.
CAACGCAGGGGGAGGCGGGUCCUUGGUCGGCGCCGCAGGGAGGAGGCGCGAGUGGGCGCGGGCAGGCGGAGCGGCGGGGUGCAGGCGGGGGCCGGGCUGCGCCAAUGGGAGCCGGGCCCGGCGAGGGAGGCCGCCCCCGGGCCGCGCUGGAGGCAUAAAAGGCCGGCGCCGCGGCGGCUGGCAGCAGAGCUGCGCGCAGCCUUCCACCAGCUACGGGCUCCAGGCGCUGGCCGCGCUCGCCCGCAUCCGCCCUCUCGCCUCGCAUCCGCGUCCCGCGCUCGCCAAGCCGGUUUGCUGACGAGCCCCGUGCCGCCUGUGUCCGAGCAGCCACCAGUGCGCACCAUGGAGCUGGACCAUAUGACGACGAGCGGCGGCCUCCACACCUAUCCCGGGCCGCGGGGCGCGCCGGCCGCCAAACCCAACGUGAUCCUGCAGAUCGGUAAGUGCCGAACGGAGAUGCUGGAGCACGUGCGGAGGACGCACCGCCACCUGCUCACCGAGGUGUCCAGGCAGGUGGAGCGCGAGCUCAAGGGGCUGCACCGCUCCGUGGGCAAACUGGAGAACAACCUCGAGGGCUACGCGCCCACCGGCGACUCGCAGCGCUGGAAAAAGUCCAUCAAGGCUUGCCUGAGCCGCUGCCAGGAGACCAUAGCCAACCUGGAGCGAUGGGUCAAGCGCGAGCUGCAUGUGUGGCGCGAGGUGUUCUACCGGCUGGAGAGGUGGGCCGACCGGCUGGAGGCCAUGGGCGGCAAGUACCCGGUGGGCAGUGGCGAGCAGGCCCGCCACACCGCCUCGGUGGGCGUGGGGGGACCUGAGGGCUGCUGCCAGGAUGACGGCUACGACUACACCGUCAGCCCCUAUGCCAUCACCCCACCACCGGCCGGCGAGCUCCCGGAGCAGGAGCCCAGUGAGGCCCAGCAAUACCAGCCGUGGGUGACGGGCGAAGACGGGCAGCCGAGUCCCGGGGUGGACACGCAGAUCUUCGAGGAUCCCCGCGAGUUCCUGAGCCACCUGGAGGAGUACCUGCGCCAGGUGGGCGGCUCCGAGGAGUACUGGCUGUCGCAGAUCCAAAACCACAUGAACGGGCCAGCCAAGAAGUGGUGGGAGUUCAAGCAGGGCUCGGUCAAGAACUGGGUGGAGUUCAAGAAGGAGUUCCUGCAGUACAGCGAGGGCACGCUGUCUCGUGAGGCCAUCCAGCGGGAGCUCGACCUGCCCCAGAAGCAGGGCGAGCCGCUUGACCAGUUCCUGUGGCGCAAGCGCGACCUCUACCAGACCCUGUACGUGGAUGCGGAUGAGGAGGAGAUCAUCCAGUACGUGGUGGGCACCCUGCAGCCCAAGCUCAAGCGCUUCCUGCGCCAUCCGCUGCCCAAGACCCUGGAGCAGCUCAUCCAGCGGGGGCUGGAGGUGCAGGACGGCCUGGAGCAGGGGGCCCAGCCAGCUGCUGAAGAGGAGACGGAGGCUGUCACGCCCGCCCUCACCAGCGAGUCCGUGGCCAGCGACCGGACCCAGCCCGAGUAGGGGGCAGCCUGCCCACCGGGCCCAGCCCGGGCUUUUGCCCACUGGGACUCUUGUGCUGGGGCCGACUCCUCCGGCCCUCAUCCAGCCGGAUACCCCCUCAGCCUCGGGCCAGACCUGCACGGACAGACUCAGGCCCUUCCAGACAUGUGCCCUGCCCCCGCCCGGCUCUUGCCCUGUGUCUGUCUUCCCACUCACUCUCUCCGUCUGGGAGCACCCACCCCAGCUGGACAGCCAGCAGCCCCACCCUACACACUCAGACCAUCACAGCACAGCCGGCCACCGGCACCCUCGCUGUUGGCUCCAGUGCCUGGGCACCCUGACAGCCCGCUGUCCGGCCGGCUUGGACUGGCGGGCUCCCCGACUCC